AUGACCCCAUUACUAUUACAGAUGGCAGGCCACAAUCCCCAGCGGGUGGACCUGGGGAGACGGUUCAACCUCACCAAUUCGGACUACCGACCCGGCAGGUCAACGGUGGCCGACAUCGUCCAGGAGUUGCUGGACGGCGCAGCAUCAAAUUUAUUAAUGGCCAGGCGCUUGGCCGGACGGGCCGCGGGAAUCCCCACGUGGGAGGAACUAAGGACUGGACAGACAAGGAACCACCGCGACCGGCCCAGUACCAGGAGUAUGCAGACCCAGACCACAGGGUCAGAGGAGAUCGGAGGCACCGUGACGUCACGAGGGACGCAGACCGAUCCACCCACAACUCCCGUACCAGGACAUGUGGGGAGGUGGGCCACAUCGGCACCUGCCUCGGAACUGGUGACGCACGAAGCGUAA
Macrosiphum euphorbiae (potato aphid) is the source of this 411-nucleotide messenger RNA. The record is from the annotation of a GenBank genome assembly. Lineage: Eukaryota; Metazoa; Arthropoda; Insecta; Hemiptera; Aphididae.